Messenger RNA from Plasmodium reichenowi, 2421 nucleotides. RefSeq lists its product as hypothetical. NCBI's taxonomy places the organism in Eukaryota, Apicomplexa, Aconoidasida, Haemosporida, Plasmodiidae. Bases 1 to 2421 code for a protein of 806 amino acids. The transcript has a single exon. The record is from RefSeq and is a predicted model, not a curated record.
AUGAAACUACUGAAGCUAGAUUAUUAUAAUGGAGAAAUAUAUGAAAAGUAUAAAAUAAAUAACAUAUUAUCUCUUCUUGUGGACAAUAAUAAAUUUCAAAACGAAAGUGUAGAUUUUCAUGAGAUAAGCAAUAAAAAGAAUAAUUAUAGUAUUAUGGCUAUUUUAGGAAGUCAAAUUAAAAAUUUAAAUGAUGAUAUAUAUAAAGAUAUUGAUACAAAUGAUAUAAUAUUAGCAUUGUCUAAAUUAAAAAAAACAGAUGAAGAAAUUUUAAUAAAUGAAAGCCAAAAUAAAAAUUACAUUUUGGAAUUAGCUGAACAAAUUUAUUAUGAAUAUUUUCAAAGAGGUUUAAUAAAAAAUGAUCAUAAUUUUCAUCUAAAUAAUAGUAAGAAAAAUUUUAUACAAAUUAAUAUUGAACUAAUGAAUGAAAUUAAUAGAGAAAUAAAAAAUUAUGAACAUAAAAUUCAUAAUUUACGUGCAUAUUCAGAAAAUGCACAAACAAAAAAUGAUGGAUCUACCAAUGAUUUGUUAAUGUAUUAUCAUGAAGAUGUGGAUAAUACUGAUGAUAAUCUUUUGAAUGAUAAUAAUUUUAAUUAUAAUAUGAAGCACAAAAAAUAUAAUGAUCAAAACAAAAUCUUUCUAAACGAUCAUGCACAUAAUAAUAAUAAUGAUUUUUUUGAUAGACCAAAUGAAAAUAAUUUUCUUAUGGAUGAAGAAAAUGUAUUGAAAGCAGCACAUGAAGAUAUUCCUAUGAAUAAUGAUUAUGUAAAUUAUAUUCAUAUGAAAAGAGACAGCCUCCACAACAACAACAAUAAUAAUAAUAAUUAUUAUUAUAAUAAUUAUAAAAAUAAUAUUUUUUCGGAUCAUCAUGAUCUUUUUCAUUAUAACAAAGAAGGUACCAAUAGUACCAACUGCAACAGUGUUGAAAAUAUUAACUAUGAUAUAAAUAUAUACAAAAAUAAUAAAAAAAAUAUACAUAUUAAUAAUAAUGUUAAUAGUAAUGAAAAUAUACCUAGGGUUAGUAACCCUAAUGGUAAUAUUGGUAAUGAUGGAAGGAGUAGUUAUAGAAAUUUAUCUCAGUUGAAUGAAGAAGAUAAGCAUUUAAUAUAUAAUGAUACAAUUAAGAUGGAUUAUUUAUUAAAUAGAAAAAUAGAGUAUGAAAAGCUGGAUGAAGAUCAAAGUGAAAGUAAUAAUAAGAGUACGAUGGUGAUGAAUACCCAUAGAAUGAUGAAAAAUUUUGAUAAUAUGAAUAAAAUAAAUUCAAAUGUUGUUGAUACAUAUGAAGAAAACAUGAAUUAUAAAUAUGACAAGAAUAAAUCAUAUGUGCUUAAUGAUGAAGAAACGUAUGAACAUAUGAGUAAUAAAAAUAUGAACAAUGUUAUGAAAAAUGCUGGUAUAAAUACUGGUGUAAAUACUGGUGUAAAUAAUGGUGUAAAUACUGGUGUAAAUAAUGGUGUAAAUAAUGGUGUAAAUAUUGGUGUAAAUACUGGUGUAAAUUCUGGUGUAGAAGAGAAUUGUAAAUACCAUAUGGACAUGGAUAAUGUACAUAAUGUACAUAAUGCAGUUAAUUCAGUAAAUCUCCAAGACAAUAUAUAUAAGAAUAAUAAUUCUAGUAAUACCUUAAACAACGUUCUAGAAAAUAUAGAUAAAGCUGAACAACAAAUAGUCAAGAACCAUUUAAAAAAUUCUUUGGCACAUAAUGAAUAUGUCGCGAAAAGAAUGAGUUCCUUAUUAUUAAAUCCCCAAAACGUGAUUGACAAAGAACCCUUUAAUAAUAAUAUAAGAAAGGCGUAUGAAAAAAAUGGAAUAAUGAAUAGAGAUGAACAGAAAUAUUUUAAUGACGAAAUUUCAUUAAACAAAUAUAGUUCUACUUAUGGACAGAACAAAAACUUUACUACAGAUACCAAUAAUAGUAGUAGUUUUAUAUUAAGUACAAUUCACAAGCCAAAUAUGGUAGAUGAAUCUUCAUAUAGUAUAAUGAAUAAUUAUGAAAAUAAAAAGUUUCGUAUUCAAUCAAGAAAUAUUAAUGCAAGAGAAAAUUAUUUACAUAACCAAAAUUCAAACCAUCAUUCGACAGAACGAAGCCACAACAUAAAUAAUAAUAUGAUUAAUCAUAAUAAUCAUAUUAGUAAUACGACACCAUUAAACUUUGAUAAUAUGAGUAACUACUCUAGAAAUGCAGCAAAAUCAGUUGAAUCGAAUAUGAAUAUAUAUACAAAUAAAUAUUCGAGGGCACUAGACAUAAACGAUUUAAAUAGUAACAAUACCAGUAGGAAUUAUGUAAAUAGUUCAAAUAGUUUAAAGAGUGAUCUCACUAUGAUGAGAGAUAAUUAUGCAAAGAUGUUAGAAAGAUCCAAAUCUUUAACAUCUCAUUUGUAUAGGGCCCCAAUUAUGCAUAAUAAAUAUUUGAAAGCAAAUAUGUAA